This is a messenger RNA of Colletotrichum tamarilloi, 162 nucleotides long. RefSeq lists its product as uncharacterized. The transcript has a single exon. The record is from RefSeq and is a predicted model, not a curated record. NCBI's taxonomy places the organism in Eukaryota, Fungi, Ascomycota, Sordariomycetes, Glomerellales, Glomerellaceae. The coding region runs from base 1 to 162 and encodes 53 amino acids.
AUGCCAGAUCAGAUUGGUGUGUCGGCAAUGGCGCAGCUGCCGGGACGGAAACCGAGCAAGGUAUCCUCGAACUUCGGGGAGCGCAUCUCAAGCACGACUGGACGAGGGGAAACGCAGCCGAAAGAUGGUGUGAUGCCGCCUAUUCGGGCUACGAGCCUAUGA